GCCAAGGAGUGAUGCUCAUGGCAGAAAACGUGGAUCAGGGGGGCACAUCUCCAGAGAAGACACAUUUUCAGCUUGCUUGAACAGACUCACUCGAGAAAAGUGAGAGCGUGCGAAUCACGUCCAGAACAGAAGAACAGACAGCCCGCGUCAGAAUGUCCUCAGACCCGCCACUUCAGACCCUCUGUGCCAGCUUGAGUGUGUGGUCUUCAGGUUCUGAUGAAGAAAGCACCUCUGAAGAUGAAGAGGACAUUGAGUGUCAAGUGCUGGAGAAGCAGAGGAACGAGGCCACCAAAAAGCUGUUGGAGAUCGAGCAGGUGUCUGCCCAGCUCCUGAAGGAAAUGGAUGCGCUGGACAUACAGUUCCAGAUCGAGCGCUCGUGUCGGGAAAGCGCUGAGGCGUUCGCAGUGAAGAUGACGAAGGAGAACAAAGUCCUGAAGCGAAGAAGCCAGGCCCUGCUGCCGUUGAUCCCGGAGGCGCCUGAAAACCGGGACGCUCUGAAGUUUGACCUUGAGAACGACCUUGGGCUGGAAGAGGACUCUGACAGCAGUGUGGUAUCUGUUCUGCAGUGGCAGUCCCAGCUAAGAGACUUGCAGAGUUCUCUGGACCAGCUUCUUGGUGAGAAGAUGCAGCUGUCUGAACAGCUGGAGGCAAUGAAGAGAGAGCAGGCUGAGCUCAAAGAGCAGCUAGCCGCGGAGAAGGCAGAGAACGAGGCCUUGCUACGGAAGUUCAAUAAGCAGAGCCGAACGAUGAAGAAAGUGAAAAGAGUGUCCCAGCGUGCCACUCAGGAGUUCACUGACAUGACCCAGAGACUUGUGCUCGAGAAGGGCCUUCGCCAGCACGCUGAGUCCUUCGCCCACCAGAUGCUGUUGAAGCAGAGAGAGGCCCAGAGGCAGAGUGUGAUCCUGAUGCAGAACUCAGACACUGCACCCCAGCUCCAGCAGGCCCUGGAGCAGGUGGCCAAUAUCAGCACUGCCCUGGAGGACAUACGCCUUCAGCAUCAGAACCAGGUGCAGCAGACGCAGGCCGCCAUGGAGGAGACCAACACGCUGUCGGAGCUGGAGGCCGUCAGAGCCCAGCUGGAGAGGAGCGAGGAGCGGAGGGAGGCGACGGAGACGCAGCUGAGCCAAUCACAGCGCGCCGUCACCGACCUGCAGGAGGAGGUGAAACAGCUGCAGGACAGGCUGAAAGAAAUGGAGGAGAGCCCGCCCUCUCGAAUGGACCAAUCGCAGGAAGAAGGCUCAGUCCCCACUGCACCCCCCCCUCCUCCGCCUCCUCCACCUCCACCACCUCCUCCACCUUCAGCUGCGGUCGACCCACUGGAGGCUCUGAGAAAAAGAAAGAAGUGUGCGGCCGACAGCACAAGCACCACCAACGGGCAACCGCCUUCUGACAUGAAGGCCAGAGCAGUGGACGAAAUGAUGGAGCGCAUCAAGAAGGGCAUCGUGCUGAGGCCCACCCAGAGACCACAGCAGGUAGGGCCAGAGGAUCACAGUGCCUGGGGGGAUUCUGAGAAAAGGAAGUCUGCAGUAUUUGAAUUGCAAGGAAUGCUGGAGUCUGUGAAGCGAACGGGCCUCAGGAGGGGGAUGUCUCGAAAGAGGAUCAGCCGUCACGUUGGGGAGGUGGAGCUGCAGGCCGUCCUGCAGAGGAGGAGGAGAGCCAUGGGGGAUGAGCAGGGGGGUCUGACUCAACCCAAAACCUUCCCAGGCCCAUCGGUGAGCCCCGCUAACAGCACUGUGCCCUGGGCAGGGGAGGGCGGCGCCCCCGUUCUGCGGAGGCUGAAGCAGAACCGAGAGCAGAGGAACUCCCGCGUCAUCUCCUCUGAGUUCUUCCCCUGGGGGGACCAGUGAGGAGGGGAAGAGAGGGAGAGAGAGGGAGAGGGAGAGGGGAGUUGUUGAUAGGGGGGUUGACAAGACUAAACAGGAAACGAUAUGGAGGAAGUGAUGGUUGUGUCGGAGACUGUAUAAAACAAUCAAAUUACAAAACUUACACUUUAGUGUGAAAUCUCGUAACUGCCUGCUCACUAAAUUCAGAAAAUUAAUUGAAAUUCAGUUAAUUAAUUAGAAAACUCUCCAUAGAAUGACCAAUAAAGGCAUUACUAAAUGUAUGGAUUUUGUGAGCGGAAGGGUAAUUAUACCUGCUGCAGUACAGCUCCAGUGUAACAGUAACAGCCAAAGAGAGGCCUGCUGUCGGCUGUUCCCUGUCCCUCCCUCCCUCCCUCCCUCCUAGAGGCCUGUGGGACCGGGGGCAGCAGUAGCCCCACAUGAGGGCUGCUAACCGCACCUGUGUGUGAAGCAGGUGUGGGUCCCUCAGAAGCAAUGCUCUACUGUGUGUUUGCCCCUCUGCUCAAUUCUGACCUCACCGU
Molecule: messenger RNA, 2362 nt
Organism: Conger conger (European conger)
Lineage: Eukaryota; Metazoa; Chordata; Actinopteri; Anguilliformes; Congridae
Gene: shtn2
Product: shootin 2
Exons: 18
Coding region: 153-1847 (564 amino acids)
Source: RefSeq, a predicted model, not a curated record